GGGCUCCAAGAUGCCCACCAGCAGCCGGCACAACCCGAAAAAGUCGGCUGGGUCCGGAAAUUCUGCGGGAAAGGCAUCUUUCGGGAGAUCUGGAAGAACCGCUACGUGGUCCUCAAAGGGGAGCAGCUCUACAUCUCCGAAAAGGAGGUCAAAGAUGAGAAGAACACCCAAGAAGUCUUCGACCUGAACGACUACGAAAAGUGCGAAGAGCUCAGGAAAUCCAAAAGCCGGAGCAAAAAGAACUACAGCAAGUUCUUGCUCAGCCAUUCCAAGGAGCCGGGGAACACCGCUCCCAACCUUGUCUUCCUGGCAGUGAGUCCGGAGGAAAAAGAGUCCUGGAUCAACGCUCUCAACUCCGCCAUCACCCGAGCCAAGAACCGGAUCUUGGAUGAGGUUACAGUGGAGGAGGAAAGCUACCUGGCUCACCCGACUCGCGAUAGGGCCAAGAUCCAGCAUUCCCGCCGACCUCCCACCCGGGGCCACUUGAUGGCUGUGGCAUCUACCUCAACGUCUGAUGGCAUGCUGACCCUUGACUUGAUCCAAGAGGAAGAUGCCGCUCCGGAAGACCGCCACACCUGCGAGGAGACCUUCCGAGUGGACCUGGACAAAUCCGUCGCCCAACUGACCGCCGGGAGACGCCGUUCAGAUUCGGAGAACGUCAAGCUGCCGGAGAAGAGCCGGACGAACAGCCUCCCACGGCGGGAGGUCAUGCCGUCGUGGGACAAGUUCUCCUACCGCAAGGACUCCUUCGACAAAGGCACGAUGUACACCCCUCAGGUGCCCAAGCGGCUCACCCUCUCCGAAAAGAACAAGUGCGCCUCGAUGGAGGAGAUCCUCUCUUGCCGGGACUCGUCCUCGACACACCGGGCCGUCUUGAGGAGAGGCCUGGAGGACCAGUUUGCCUCGGUGGAGCCCGAGCGGCUGACCCGCAUCCAGGAACUCGUCGCCUUGAAACUUGAAAAGACGCAGGAACUUCUGGCAGAGGUGAGGGGCUACGGGGAAGGGAAGCGGACGGAGCCUCCGGCCACCGCGUCGCCGACGUCCGCCGCCUCCUCCGCCGCAACCCCUUCCUCGCCGGCGUCUUCAUCCAAGUUGGACUCGGGGGCGAUGCUGCAGGAGUCGGAGCGGCUGCUGGGAGAGGCCUCCUCCCACUGGAGCCAAGCCCAGCAAGUGCUCCAAGAGGUCACCGAACUGCGGAACCUGUACAAGCAGCUCGAACUCCAGCUCUCGGACCCGAAAUCCGCGCAAUCGCAAUACAGGAAAAGCCUGAUGUGACCGUCCUGGGGCUUCUAGGCGGGAAGGACGGUCACAGAGGGUUAAUAAGGAGUGGGUGUGUAUUCUUUUUUUCCAAUUAUAAUGAUUUACGGUGUUUGAUGCAUACAUACGAGGUGCCUGUCGUUCACCCGAGCCUCAGUUUCUCCCCUCACUUCCAUCGUCCCGCUCGACCCUCUUCCUUCCUCUCUAGUAUGGAAGCCCAUUCCGAUAAAUCAGGGUUGUUUUCAUUAUUUCCGUUGGAGAUACAACACAA
Anolis carolinensis (green anole) is the source of this 1528-nucleotide messenger RNA. RefSeq names its product pleckstrin homology domain containing O1 (gene plekho1). Gene Ontology annotation, cellular component: ruffle membrane; muscle cell projection membrane. Gene Ontology annotation, biological process: regulation of myoblast fusion. Lineage: Eukaryota; Metazoa; Chordata; Lepidosauria; Squamata; Anolidae. The record is from RefSeq and is a predicted model, not a curated record.